ACAGGCAUACAAAGCACUCACAUCACUUUGCUGGCCAUCUUCUCCGGUGACCCCGCUCUCCUCCACCACUCACAUUGCUCUCCUUCACUUCCUGAUACACAGCGCCACCCACAGUUCCGGAAGAGUGAAGGCACGGUGUGACCAGCGGCUUACGAUUCCAGCGCCACCUGGCGGCUGGGAGGAGCGGAGACCCCCUGACCGGAGGAUUCCCCCAACACUUCCUGUGCUGUGUUCGGGGUCAGGGGACCGAGGUUCCGGUGCUUGGGAAGCUGCUUCUAUGGAAUCCUCCGCAGGAGAGCCCACAGCCAUGAAACCCGCUAAGAGCAAGCGCAAAUUUAAAGUGGAGGUGAUACCUGACUUGACUGACUUCAGUGCUUCUGAUUUGAACUUGAAGAUGAAUUGCUCCCCAGUGCCUGCAGUUACAGAGAGCAUACUCAAAAAAGAAAAAGUGGAGCUGAUACCCGACUUGAAUGACUUCAGUGCUUCUGAUUUGAACUUGAAGAUGGGUUUCUCCCCAGUGCCUGCCGUUACAGAGGUUCCUCCUGAUGGCCAUGUACCAAAGACUAGCACCCCUCGGCAUCGAAAGGUGGAUAGUGAAAAUCGGGCUUUCAAAGAACGUUGGGAGACGGAUUACUUGUUUGUGAAAACUAAGAAUAAGCCCCAGUGCUUGGUCUGUUUCCAGAUCCUGGCCGUCUGCAAGGAGUACAAUGUAAAAAGACAUUAUGUGUCUCAGCACGAAUUCCAAUUCUCCAAGUAUACCGGGGAACUGAGGCUUGCCGUAAUCAGUGACUUGAAAAACAAACUAAACAGCCAAGCCCCUUCGCCUGAACCAGCCCUAAAUACAGAAAAGGCCGCCAUCAAGGCCUCCUUCCUGAUCUGUGAGGAGAUUGUGAAAAGGAAGAAGGCGUUCAGCGAUGGCGCGUUUAUCAAGGAAUGUGCCGUAAAAAUGGCUCGUGCUUUUGGUAACGAAGAAAUGGCGAAAAGUUUUGAGUCUGUUUCACUCUCCCAUCAAACGGUGGCCCGGCGUAUUUCCGUCAUGGAUCAGUACAUCACUCAGAAAGUCCACGAGGCCGUCAAGAACUGCACUUACUUUUCCCUUGCUGUCGAUGAAAAUGUAGACAUAACCGGCACCAAUCAGCUUAUCAUCUGCGUCCGGACGGUGGAUGAGAACUUUCAUACCUCAGAGGAAUUGUUGCAUCUGACUCCCCUGCAAGGAGUUGCAAAGGACGAAGACAUUUACGAAGAAGUCAAGAUUGUGCUGGGGGAUUAUGGCGGCCUGGAACGGUGCAUAAGCAUUAUGACCGAUGGUUGCAAAUCUACAACGUUAAAGAACUCUGUGCUUGCCGCACUACUUAGGAGAGAUGGUUUCGGUUGCUUGUUGUUACACUGCAUCGUACGAGAGGAAGGUUUGGUGGGAACCUUGUUAAAAAUGGCAGAUGUGAUGGAAGUUGUUAUAAAGGUAACAAAUUUGAUCAGAGACAAGAAAUGUGGUGUGACUCGCAGGAGGUUUAAGGCACUGCUGGAAGACCUGGAAGCGGCUAGUUCUGAUUUGCCCCAAAAUCGGAACCUCCGAUGGUUGAGCGAAGGAAGCUACCUCUCGAAAUUCUUCAGGUUUCGAAAGGAAAUUUACUUAUUUCUGGUUGAGCUGAAAUCGGAUCCAGUCUUAGAGAUGCGUCUCUGCGACACGGACUUCCUCUGCUCUCUGGCCUUCCUAACAGACAUCACACAAAGUUUGAACACUCUGAACACAAGCUUGCAGGAGAGAGAGCAGAACAUUAACCAGCUCUUCAAGCAUAUUUCUGCCUUCAAAAACAAGCUCAUGCUCCUAAAACUGAAUCUAUUGAGGAACGAGCUGAUACAUUUAAGUUGCUGCAGUGAACUUUUCUACGAGAUGAAAGACACCGGAUGCAUUUUAGAUUUUAACAGGUUUAUCCCAAAGAUCGAAAUUCUCAUUGAGAACUUCAAUGCUAGGUUCCAGGAAUUUAAUGAGCUGAAUUGUAGCUUUAGGUUGUUCAGCAGUCCGCUCACUGUGGAUAUAGUUUCUGCAGAUGCCCAUUAUCAAAUGGAAUUAUGUGAAGUACAGGCUGAUGUAUUCCUGGCUUCCCGGGCUGAGUCUGGGAUACCGUUCUUUAAAAUUCUUCCUAAAGAAAGAUAUCCAAAUUUACGGGACUUGGGACUGAAAGUUGCCUCAAUGUUUGGCAGUACCUAUAUUUGUGAGAGAGCUUUUUCUGAUUUGAAUCACAUCAAGUCCAAAUACAGGAAUAAUAUCUCGAAUCGCACACUCCUACAAGCAUUGCGCCUUUCCACAACCAAUCUUAAGGUCGACAUCGAUGAAUUAUUGACACAGCCCACUCAUUAAAACCUAUUUGUCUCCAUAACACUGAACUAGGAAGUUACUACACACCUUAUGUUCUUUCCUUUUCAUCUUGACAUGUUUUUACAUUUUGUGAUCAGUGUUAAACUACAGUAGGGAAAAAAUCCUAAAUGUUAGGCUAGACAAAAAGACAAACUACUUCAUGUUUUCAUACACUUUAUUUAUUACAUUGUUUAUACUUUUGUAAAUAUAGUGUAUAGCUGAUUGGCAAAUAAAAUGAUUUUACUAGUU
Rana temporaria (common frog) is the source of this 2605-nucleotide messenger RNA. RefSeq names its product general transcription factor II-I repeat domain-containing protein 2B-like. Lineage: Eukaryota; Metazoa; Chordata; Amphibia; Anura; Ranidae. The record is from RefSeq and is a predicted model, not a curated record. The transcript has 4 exons. The coding region runs from base 278 to 2359 and encodes 693 amino acids.